UCGACCAAAAUACUGUGUUAGUUUUUGAGUUUUGUAGUUUUUACGCAACCCUGUGUUUUUGCCAAAACUACUCAAAAUUUGACCUAAUCUUUCUAUAAUAAUAACCUAGAGUACACUAGUUUUUGCUAUGUUUCCUAAGGAUAAAGUACUUGUAGUACCGUCAGUCUCAGCCAGCCGCCAUUGAUAUGACGACGAUGACAGGUCGCAAACGAGGAGGAACCUCAACCAGAACCCUAACACAACUGCCUCCCACUAACUCUCCUCCGUUACUUCCAUUCGAUCUUGUGGCAGAAAUCCUAUGCUGUCUCCCUGUGAAACACCUCCUUCAACUCCGUUGCGUUUGCAAGUCCUGGAAUUCUCUUAUCUCCCAUGAUUCCAAAUUCGCCAAGAACCACCUUCGUUUGUCCACCUCCAACCACGACCGCCACGACCUAAUCUUAGUCUCUGCUGCGCCCUUGUUCUACUUAUCUGGAUGCUCAAUCUCCUCUAUUUUCAGUUCCGCUGCAUCCUUUACCAGUUUCAAGUGGCUCAAUAACCAUCGUCUGAUUCUUAAUCUUAAGGGAGACUAUAUUGGGAGAGUUACCACUUGUGAUGGCAUGGUCUGUGUUAGGAUCGAUGAGUCUUUAGCUUUUCUGUGUAACCCUUCCAUUCGUAAAUUCAAGAUAUUGCCUCCUUUGAUAAAUCCAAGCCAAAAAUAUUUACAAACCUCAUUUACCUUAGUCUAUGAUCGUUUCACUUCUAAUUAUAAGAUUAUCGCUCUUUCUGUACGCGAUUAUUAUCAAAAAAACAGAGAAAUUAAUGUUCAUACUUUGGGUACCGAUUAUUGGAAAGGGAUUCAUGAUUUCCCAAAUCGUCACCUCAUUCAAGGACCGGGAAUAUUUUUGAGUGACUCGCUUCAUUGGUUGCCAUAUGAUGGUCGUAGUGGUAGUUCUGGAAAGGUCAUUGUUUCUCUUCAUUUGCAGAAGGAGUCUUAUCAAGAGCUUUCUCACCCUCUUUAUGAUAUCCAAUCUGAAACUGACAAUACCUUGGGGAUGUUGAGGGAUUGUUUGUGCAUUUUUUCUAAUAGUGACAAGUUUUUUGAUGUUUGGAUCAUGAAGGAAUAUGGAAAUGGACAAUCUUGGACUAAAUUGUUAAGUGUUCCUCAAAUGGGAGAUGCUUAUAUAUAUAUCUUAACUAAACCAUUAUAUAUUUCUGAGCAUGACCAAGUGCUGAUGUAUUUUAUGAAGAGGAGGAAAUUUAGUUUGGCUGUCUAUGAUUCCAUAAAUGAUACUUAUAAGAUUCCUGAAAUUCAAGGCAACAUCCAAGUUCCGAUGGAAGGAAGAUUCUAUUUUCCAUACGUCUACAUUGAGAGUUUGAUAUCACCUUUUUUUCAGGAUUAGGAUGUAGAUGUUGUGCUAUGUGAAACUAUGAACUUGUUAUUUAUUUAUACUUGUUCUGGUUAACAAUGAUUUUACGAGUUAUUGUUAAAUUAUGGUAUGUGGAAUAUGCGGCUUGAGAUAUUGCUAUGUUCUUUUAAUUUAUUUA
Messenger RNA from Medicago truncatula (barrel medic), 1524 nucleotides. Its product is annotated as F-box/kelch-repeat protein At3g23880. NCBI's taxonomy places the organism in Eukaryota, Viridiplantae, Streptophyta, Magnoliopsida, Fabales, Fabaceae. The transcript has a single exon. Bases 186 to 1379 code for a protein of 397 amino acids. The record is from RefSeq and is a predicted model, not a curated record. Gene Ontology annotation, molecular function: protein binding.